Messenger RNA from Thamnophis sirtalis, 730 nucleotides. The record is from RefSeq and is a predicted model, not a curated record. NCBI's taxonomy places the organism in Eukaryota, Metazoa, Chordata, Lepidosauria, Squamata, Natricidae.
UCUGCUCUGAAUAUGCUCUCUAAAUGCCAGUCUUUGUGUCUUGCCGAAGACGGGAUCUUGUGUGUUGCGUUGCAUCCUGGAUGGGUACAGACCGACAUGGGAAAUAAACUAGGACCAGCUCCACUGACAAUGGAGCAGAGUUUGCGAGGUAUUCUGAACACCCUCGGCCGUCUCUCCGAGGAAAACACUGGCACCUUUGUUAACUGGGAAGGGAAACUUGUUCCCUGGUGAGAGAACCCAGAAUUUGCUCCACUGUGUUGCAGGGCAAUGUUCUCAUCGAAGGCAACACAACUUUCUCAACUAAUUAUAUUUGAUUGUGUGCGUGUGAAAUAAAAGAAUUAAAUAAAUAAAUAAAUAAAAGAAAUUAAUUAAAACUGUCUCUUUGGUUAAUGAUAUGUCAAGUCAUUUGGAGGCAAUGAUUAUUAAGUUACUCUGUUAUAAAACGUUAAAAGCUGCUUUCGUAUUCUUUGACAAUACAAUAAGUGUAUAAGCCAUCAUAUUCUUGCCUAAAAUGUGUAAUGUUCCUGGGGCUUUUGCUAACCACAAAAUGUGUUCAGUAAAUAGGAUAAGAUAACCUAUCUUAUUCCAAGUUGUUUACAGGCGCUUAUGUACAAGUUAGAUAGGAAGCCAUCUGCUCAGACGAAAGGCAACAGAGAAACCAAAUAAGAGAUAGGGACCUCUCUAGAAAAUGCCAAGUUGACCCUUUAGAACAGUGUUUCUCAACCUUGGC